Jatropha curcas is the source of this 2038-nucleotide messenger RNA. Its product is annotated as Wound-responsive family protein. The record is from RefSeq and is a predicted model, not a curated record. NCBI's taxonomy places the organism in Eukaryota, Viridiplantae, Streptophyta, Magnoliopsida, Malpighiales, Euphorbiaceae. Gene Ontology annotation, biological process: protein ubiquitination. Gene Ontology annotation, molecular function: nuclease activity. Gene Ontology annotation, cellular component: VCB complex; nucleus.
ACAAUUUGUCUUAAAUUCAAUUACUUCUCUCCCUGUUUCUGUUCUGUUUCUUUGUAGCUCAAGCUUAGGUGACCCAUUUGCUUUAGUACCGCUUAUUUCUUUCCUUUUGUUGUUUUAAUCCUUAAAGACGAAAUCACGAUGCUCGGAGCUCAAUUCCAUGUCCGUUCAGUGACUGGUUUCUGGGUUUUAAGAGAUCAGAUGAAUGCCAUUGGUGGUGGGGUUGGUGGUGGUAAUGGUGGUGGUUUGAUUCAGAAUCCAAGUGGGUACUUGUCAGUUCAAUUUGGUUUCAAACGAAGCUUAAGGUUACAUUGUCGCGGCAGCGGUUGUAGUCGUAAAUCAAUCCUUAUUUCUUGUAAAUCAUCUCGUGGAAGCUCCUCCGAUGGUGACCGAUCCACCAAUGCCUUUGAUGCCAACGAUCAUGACUUUCUCCAAGCUUCCCUUCUCAUUUCAGAAACUCUCUUGCAUUAUCGUAUGCGUAGGCAAGGAUUUCAAGAAGAUAUGAGAUGGCAGUUUCCUGGUAAAUGGAACCCGUUCAAGGAAUCAAGACCUGAUCUGAGUUUUAGAGGACAUGAGUUUCUUCGUCGCUUUCAAAGCCCAACUAUGUUUCUUAAAGUUUCUUGUGAUGGAGACUUCUUGCUACCUAUUAUUGUUGGAGAAUUCGCCAUUGAGAAACUUAUAGAUACCUUCAAGGGAGGAGAUGAUAAUGGGGAAUGUCCGGACCAGUUUCAGCUUCUGAGAAAUUUGGUUCAAAAACUUGGCUAUGAAGUUAAAAUGGUGAGAAUUACAGAGAGAGUGGUUAAUACUUAUUUUGCAAGAGUAUAUUUUAGUAAGCCAGGGGAAGAUGAAAUUCUAAGUGUGGAUGCUCGGCCCUCUGAUGCCAUAAAUGUCGCGAACAGAUGCCAGGCUCCAAUUCAUGUAAAUAAACAAAUUGUCUUCAAAGAUGCUAUCAGAAUUAGUUAUGGUGGAAGGGUGCGUGGUAGGAAGCCUAAUUAUGAUGUAUCCCUUGACAGUCCUGCUGAUGGUCCAGAUUCACUGUCUGAGGAGCUUCAUCUUUUGAGAAAUAUGAAUUUAGCUGUUGAAGAGGAAAGAUACAAUGAUGCAGCCAUGUGGAGAAACAAACUGAUGGAGUUACGCCAGUCAAGACAUGACCAUAGUUUUUAGGUUUGUCAACUUUUCAAUGUGUUGUUCAUAGUAUGAACAUAUAGCUCCUGCCUUUGUGUAUUUACCUCUCUCAAAACUUGAUUUAUUUUGGGGUCCCACUUCCCAGCAUGUGGUUUCUGGAUGAGUUCAUGCGAAUCACGGCUGUCUUUUUGUGUCCAGUUCAUAUGUAAUUUCCAAUAAAACGUUGACACAAGCAUUUCCAUUGGCUAGAGGAAAAAGACUGUCUGAAGUACUCAUGCAUAGCUGAACAAACUUAUAACAGUGGUAUGUACAACUAACACCUUGCUUCAACAAAUGAGAUGCCCAAUAUGCAAGUGAAGAUCUAGCAUAAUUGUUCAGAAUCUCAAAGAUGAUCCGAUCUUUUGUUAAUGUGGAUAUUGUUGCUUUACUUACAAUGUAAUUAUUAGUAAAUGAUAUAUGUAAAAAUAUAGAAAUGAUGCUCAUCAAGAAAAGUUUAUUCAAGUUCCCUGUUAAUUCUAGUGAUACAAACACUUUGUUCAGAAUUCUUUCUGUGAUGAAGGAUGUGAAGACCUGCAAACUCUCCCAUUAGGUUUCUUUUCUUACAUGCCAAAUGGAAAAUGAUGGGAGUUACCACUCACUUCAUAUGCUGAUGGUUGCUGGUGCUAACUGACAUUCUUCAUUUGUUUGUGGAAAAGAGACAGUAGCCUCUAUUGUUGGCAAAGUUGUGAAUUGUUGUUUAGCUGAAGGCUCCAUCAUAAUGGCCUCGAAUGUUUUGUCAAGCUUUUGUAUUUAGCAUUAUUAACCUACAAUUAUAAUGUAAAAUUUUUGUUAAUGUAACUGAAUAUGCUUCUGUAGAAUUUGGACAGUGAAAUUAAAUACUGAAAGUCUUGUUUCGAAGAAUUUAUUUAGUUAUCCA